Messenger RNA from Pyrus x bretschneideri (Chinese white pear), 715 nucleotides. RefSeq names its product 50S ribosomal protein L35. Bases 150 to 428 code for a protein of 92 amino acids. Gene Ontology annotation, biological process: translation. Gene Ontology annotation, molecular function: structural constituent of ribosome. Lineage: Eukaryota; Viridiplantae; Streptophyta; Magnoliopsida; Rosales; Rosaceae. The record is from RefSeq and is a predicted model, not a curated record. The transcript is spliced from 4 exons. Gene Ontology annotation, cellular component: ribosome.
UUCGGUCUUGCCUUCCGCUGCUUCACCAGCCUCUCCCUUUCGCAUCAAUUGAUAACAGAUGGAUAGUCAGGUCCCUUUUCAGUGCCCAUUCACCGACCCAACCUUCACUGGCUGUCACUGCUCUUCGCUCCUCGCCAUUCCCUUUCUCGAUGGUUCAAGUGCGGCAUGUUUCGUCAAGGGAGCGUAAGAAGAGGAGAAAGCCGAUGACUCCAGUCACAUCCAAGUUAAAGAAAACCAAAUUGAAGUCUUACUCGUCGUACAAGUCCCGGUUUAGGACAAUGAAUGAUGGGACUAUUCGGCGGUGGAGGGCGGGCAAGCGGCACAAUGCCCAUUCGAAGUCGAAGAUAUCUAAGCGUAGACUCAGAGUGCCUGCCCUUGUCCAUCCUGCUUAUGCUACAGUGAUGAAGAAGCUCAAUUUUUGCGGUUAAAAGUUUGAGUCCUCUGGUAGGUGCUGCCAGUCUCUUUCUAUAGUUUCUGUUUCCGGUUCCUUUGAACAAGCAGUGCUCAGUAGCUAGAUGGUUAUUUGAGGCUAUACCUGUUAGCUGAUGAGAACAAUCUGCUAUAAUUGUCUUUUUAAACUUGUAUUCCGUGGACAACUGCUUGGUGAGGAAUUUUUUACGAGCGUUUUUGCAAUACUGGAAUGUAUCAGAGAGAAAUAACAAUUUUUUCGAUGCGACUCAAGCUUCAAGUAUUGGUAUAGAUUAUCCGUUUUGAA